Molecule: messenger RNA, 1377 nt
Organism: Nematocida minor
Lineage: Eukaryota; Fungi; Microsporidia
Exons: 1
Coding region: 1-1377 (458 amino acids)
Source: RefSeq, a predicted model, not a curated record
AUGAAUAAUACCGAAAGAGAAGAAAAAACAGUUACUGAUUUGAAAGAAGAAGAUGCACAGACUGGCACCAUAGAGAUAUUAGAGGCACCUAGCUCUAGCAGUGAAAGAUUGGAAGAAGCAACACAGCCGGUUAAGCUUACAUUUAGCACCGACAGGUUUAAAGAAGAGCUGAAGACUAUUGCAGAAGAAAACACAAAAUCUGCCCAAAUAGGAAAACUCAGCAGCUACUACACGUUUGUCAGCGCUCUUACUAAUUCAAUAAGAAAAAGCUUGGAGAUUGAGACAUGCCCUGCGAUGGAUAAGGCUCUUUCUUCUUUGAUGCCUAAAAUGGUUAUGCUUAUGCUUGAGGAAGUCUUGCUGUUAGAUAAAUCGAGUGUGACUGAGUCCUACUACUACGACAGACUCUCUAGCAUCAAUACACAUAAUGCUUUAUCGGAAAGUUUCCCUUUUGCCAAUGAUCUGGAUGUGCCCAGUCUCGUGCUGCUGGUUGAAAAUAAAAUUAAUAGCUGGUACACUACGAUUAAAAAAUCAAACAGAGUAUUUUUGUGUGAAUACUUUUUGCACGUUAACAGAAUUCUAUGCCAAAAAAGAUUUAGCAACAGCAUACUAAAUGCAAAGACAAAAGACAACCUGAACGAAUACAUUGCCCAUUUGAAAAACAAUGAUCUGCUGAGCACAGCCCACACAAAAACUAGUAGAGAUAUUUUGUUUGAGAAAAACAAAGAGGGGGUGUACAACAUAGACCACAUAAUAGACGUGUUUCUGAGCAAAGGCGGUGAAGUUGGAGACUUUUUUACCGGCUCUAAAGUGCACGCACUGCCAGAAAUAACAGAAAACGAUAAAAAACUCCUUGUAGCCCUGAGCAAAGAAUGGCCGCUGCUAACGAGUGUGUACUCCGAGCUUAGCAAGGUGAUAGAUGGAAAAGUGCAGGAGAUAGACAGGCACUACCUGACAGGAGUUCCUAUGUACGACAGCGGAUGCAUAGGCCUUCCCUGCCUAACAAGAGGUGCAUACAAUGAGUACAUCGAUAAGGUAAAUAACUUAGCGCACGAAACAAAGCGCCAAUACAAAAAAUAUCCCUAUGUUGUGCGAAAAUACAUAAAAGAGAAAAUGCUGGAUCUGAAGAAGCUCAUAAACCCUCGGCGCACCAUACUGUACACUGCUAGGUCUAUAGACAGCAUAGGCAGCAUGUAUGAAGUCGAUUAUGACGGUGAGUGGUUGGACGAACAAUACACAACUGCCAUUGAAAAAAGGAGAAAGAGAAACAGAAUGCUUCUGACAAUAUUCACUACUGCAGGAUCUUUACUAAUGCUCAGCAUGCGCACAAUAGGAGCUAGCAGAACAUUAGAGCACGUCUAUGCAGCCCCCAAGCUAUAG